Molecule: messenger RNA, 2421 nt
Organism: Momordica charantia (bitter melon)
Lineage: Eukaryota; Viridiplantae; Streptophyta; Magnoliopsida; Cucurbitales; Cucurbitaceae
Gene: ORG1
Product: OBP3-responsive protein 1
Biological process (GO): protein phosphorylation
Molecular function (GO): ATP binding; protein kinase activity
Source: RefSeq, a predicted model, not a curated record
CGAGGAAAGGGUAUGGAGCAACGUUUUCAACUGUUUCUUCCACGCAAUCCUCACGUUCCUCUCUCCGGCAGCCCGACGGCGACCCCCACCCCUUCUUUCUCUAUAUAAUCUAUGUUUCCUUCCUUCAACCUCUCGCCAAUCUCUCUCUCUCUGGAUUUCCGUGGCUGAUCCUGUGAUCAAUGGGGCCGCGUCAUGAAAUGGCUUUGAACCCAAGUUCUGAAAGGAUUAUGGGUGUUUGUUUUAAGCAAAAUUUGUCGACUACACUCAUUGGUCCUCUUCCGGUGCAUUUUGUUGGGAAAUAUCCCAGUUCAAAUUGGGCACCAUGUUCAAGACUACUGUGCUCAUCAGUACGAAAAGAUGCAUCUGUGUCAGAAUCAAAGCGCAAUGCUCCGAGUCCUCUAUCAGUUUCUGUGGAGGAAGAAUUGGACCAUGUCGUCAGAUUCAAGAUAUCUGAUUUUAAGAUUCUCGAUUGCGUCAGCACUGGUCUCGGAGGUCGGGCGGAUGAAGUAGUUUUUGAAGCACUUGUGAAAAAUUGCCAUAGUCCUUUAUACAACACAAAGGUUGUGCUUAGAAGACUAAAGACUCCUCAGGCUCAGCGUAGAGGAAAAAGAGCUAUUGAAGUAUUGAAGAAACUGGCUCGUCGCAGAUUGAUGUAUCAUUCCUAUUCAAUGCAAAUUCAUGGCUACAUAUCUUCACUUAUGAGUAAUGGUCGCUGCUCAUUUACUCUGGUUCAUGGGCAUCAUGGUAGUUUUUCUUUGAGGCAUUGGCUUCAACAGUCAGAUUGGCUUCCAACAUUGGAAGCUACUCUUGCAUUGGAUGAAGAGUCUGCCAGAAAGGUUGGCGAUACCACCAGUGGAGGACCUGCAGUUUCACGCCAUUCACGGCUCAUUCGAGUAUUAAUGAGGGAUCUCUUGAUUGGGGUUAAUUACUUGCACAGCCAUGGGCUUGCACAUACCGAGUUGAGGCUGGAAAACAUUCACUUGAGCCCUGUAGAUAGACAUGUCAAAGUUGGGAUUCUGGGAAAUGCUUCCUACUUCCAUGAACAUGCUGAGAAUUAUAGCACUUCUGAAAAUAGCUUUGACCGACGGCAAAUGAUGAUUGCAUUUGAUAUGAGAUGUGUGGGGUUCAUGAUGGCAAAGAUGGUGUUGCAGGAACUCAUGGAUCCAUUAAUAUUCACAAAGUUCAAAUCAUUUUUCUCAAAGGGCCAAGAUUCUUCAUGCUUGCGUGAAUAUUUAUUGCAAGUCCUUCAGCAUAGAUUAUCAUCUGGAAAUGUCGGAUUACAAAUACUUGAUAGAAAUUGGGGUGCAGGGUGGAACCUUCUUUCCUUGUUACUUGCAAACAGUCCUUCUAAAAGAAUAAGCUGUUUAGAGGCUCUCCGGCAUCCAUUCCUUUGUGGACCAAGAUGGCGGGUAGCCCCAUCCGUGGAAAUUAUUAGAUGGGGUCUUGGUUCAACUGCAGUUCGAAUUACAGAGGAAUACAUUUACAGCCGCCCUCAGCGAAGCAAGCUUUCCCACUUCAUUGAGUUGAUGGAGAUGCUGAGUCCUCAUUCAAAACCAAAGCAUUGGCAGGAAUUAAUCCCAGGAAAAUGGCGUUUCUUAUACUCUACAGGGAAGCACAUAGGCCUCACCCUUCGUCAACCUCCUGCCAGGGUUCUUGUCGGAGAUGUGUGCUUGACAGUUGCUAGAGAAUCUAAGUUAAACAACCGCCUCUCGUUGAUCUCCGACAUUGGCUUCACAGUCAUGAGAGGUCGUAACUGGCCACAUAAUAAAAUGGGUGUCAAUGGGAAACUGGUGGUUAACUCUUCCUCCAGAAUACAAGCUGGAAGAAGACUGUACCUGAAGGAAGAAAACACCAUAGGCCAACUUUCAUUUGGCCAAUCCAAUGUUCAGCAUGUUCUGGCUCAGAAGUUGUCUAGUAAGAAAUGGAGGAAGGUGAUUCCUUUUGAGGAGCUUCCGUCCAGCCUCCCGGCCAUAAAGCUCAUUUCAGGCGACAUCGACGUGAAGAUGAGUCUUGAUGAUCCGCUGAGUGAAGAUGUAGAUGCUGCAAGAAAUGUCGUCCGGGAAGUCCGGACACAAGUCCCACCAGAAUUGUUCGAUCUGUCAAAGCUCAUCUGUGGGACAUAUGUGGACUCCAGGCUGCUGAUUCUCCGCUCUGUAGAUGGAUCUGCACUUUUAUUUACAAGAUCUUGUCUGCAUGAAAGCCAUAGAUGACACAAGUUCCUGAGUUGAGACCCAAAAUUGAUCAUUCAAUUUCAUUGUAUAAAAUUCAACGUCAAUUUGCAUACUGUAAAUCCAUGUUCGUAAACUUUUACGAAACUGCAGGAAAAUGAGAAUCAUGGUAAAUUUUUUUGUAUAAAAACAUUAACUAUACAUGGCUUUUGUAAAAACCUUUAUUAGAUCAAGACUUCUGUUUAUUAAUAAA